CUGGGUUGUUGCCGGAAGUGACUCGCGACCUUGCCGCUUCCGGCGCGAAGAGGAGGCGAGGGGCCGGCGGGCGCUGCCUAACGGUCUGCGGUGACUCGGAGAGGAUGGCGCUGUGGCCCCCGCGCUCCCGAGGCCCCUGCCCGGGAAGGGAGGAGGAGCUGCUGCUGCCACCGCCGAGGCCAGCGAGGGCGAACGCGCAGGUUUACAAUGAUGGGAUUGAACUGGCCUGCCAACAGCAAAAGGAAUUUGUAAAGAACUCUGUGGAAUGCAAAUGGAAUUUAGCAGAGGCCCAACAAAAACUGGGCAGUUUAGCACUACACAAUUCUGAAUCUCUGGAUCAAGAACAUGCCAAAGCACAGACUGAAGUGGCCGAGUUGAAGUGGAGGGAGGAAGAGUGGCGGCGGAAGGAAGAGGCGUUAAGGCAAAAGGAAAGGCAGGAUCUGUGGAACACUGACUUUGUUAGCAGGGAAGUAUUUAAUAAGAGUUUCAUCAAUCAAAAGAAAAGAAAAGAAACGGAGGAUGAUGUAUCUAAAUCAUUCAUGCAAAAACAUGAGCAGAAGAUUAGACAUUUUGGCAUGCUGAACAGAUGGCUUGAUAGCCAGAGAUUUCUCUCUGACCACCCAUACCUUGUUUGUGAAGAAACAGCUAAAUACCUCUUCUUAUGGUGUUUCCAUCUAGAAGCAGAACAGAAAGGAGCUCUGAUGGAACAAGUGGCUCACCAAGCAGUGGUGAUGCAGUUCAUUAUAGAAAUGGCCAAAAGCUGUAAUGUGGAUCCACGAGGAUGUUUUCGUCUUUUUUUCCAAAGAGCUAAUACAGGGGAAGAAGGCUAUUUGGAAGCUUUUAAAAAUGAACUUGAAGCAUUCAAAGCAAGAGUGAGAAUUUGUUCGCAACCACAGAACUUUCAAGCUACACCCAUUCAGAACUCCCCAUUUCAUCCGGAUCUCAGUUGUAUAGGAGGGCUUACAUCUUUUUCACAGAAUGCAGAUUUACUUCAGGGUUGCAAUUUAAACUCAGUGGUACACAGAGAGGAUGAAGAACCCAAAAUGAUGGAUACAGUAUAGUACUCCUAAGACUCAGCCAGUAACUUUUAUUAAAGGAGAAGAAUGUCAUGACUUUGAGACAUUUUUAUGGGUGCUGCACUUUAUUUUGAGUGUUUGUUGUCUGGAGAGAGGGUAAUCCAAAAACACUCUUUACCUUUUGUUUAGAAAAUAUGCUGCUAUGUUUUAUCUCAGUUUUUUUAGGAGAAGGGAAUUCCUGUAUGUUGAGGAAUGUGAAACUGGAUGUUUUCUGCUACUACUACUAAACUUUGCCUUUCAAAUUUUAGGAAUCAAAGUAUAAGAAAUAAUUUGCAUAUUUGCAAUGUUUACAAAUGAUUGAUUCUUGGAGGAAUCUGCUUUAAUCUUACUAGAUAUCCCCACUCUGGAUGCUAAAAUCAUUGUAAUAUGUUCUACUGUUUGUAUAGUCAGUGUUUAAAUCUGAUUUUAUCAAGACUAGCAAUAAAUCAGUGGUAGCUAUUAAUACUGUAGAUCUGCUUGGCUCAGAUUAAAGUACUGGCCUUUUAAUUUUACAGGUAUGAGUUUUUUCUUUUUUUUCCCUUUUGGACAAAUCCCUUUAAUAUUUUCUUCUACCACUUAUCUGUUUUGAUGUGUAAAUGGCAAUUAUGAUCUUGAAUAUAAACAGUAUUGUUAAAAGCUGUCAGAGUAUAAAAUACUUUGUAGAGGCCUACCUGCAGAAAAGCUAUUUGUCUUUGAAAGAGAACUGCCUGACAAACAUUAGUCACUGGCAAGUAUACAGGAUGAAGCAAAAUCAGUACUACUUGGUUACCUUUCUACCUUAAGAAUAUUCGUUUACAGUAAUAAUGAGCAUUUAAGGAAAUUCAGGUGCCAAACUGACUAAAUAUGUUAUCAGUGACAUCUUGUGAAUGUGAGGCUUAAAAUAAUUCUAUUUCAGUAUGCUUUUUGGUGCUUCAGGUCAUAUUACCAGUUGACUAUUUUAAAACCUGGAACAAAUAAGGAAUGACUUUGAGAAAUUCUGGGCUCUAAUAUGUUGUCAGUGUAGAACAGACACUGUUACUUUCCUCCUGUAUAUUGCUUAUGUGGUGUCACCUUCUACUGCUGAGUCAGUAUGCUCUGUCAGUAUUAAGUCAACUUUGAUGUGGGAUGAGGGCGACAUGUUGAGAAUAUGAAUGUGUUGUUACUGUAUUCUGUCAGUUCACAGCCAUACUCAUUAAGUGGCUUUCCAAUCCUGAAGUAUCAUGGCUUGAAUCAGUUUCCAAAUCAGAAAAGUGUUGUAGAUUUUUAUUUUUGCCCCCCCCCCCCCCCCGCAAAAAACAAAAACAAAAAUUGGCUCUCUUUUUGUAUUCAGCUAGGAAGUCAGAUAAAUCAUGUAAGCCUCUUGUUGAGCUACUGAGAAGUCAGAGAUAUGCACAAGUUGUGCAAGAUUACACAUCUUUGUUUUCUCAUUAACAAGGAGAGAAACUCCUUUUUAAACAGAACACAGUUUUAGCAACGAGAAGCAUUAUGAGAGAAAACAACAGUCACAACUCAAGCCACAGUUCUGCUGGAGUCCAUGUAAUUUGUUUAAAACCUGGGCUAUGUGUGGAGCAUACCUCAGUCUAUAAAAGUUUCUAGCUAAAAAAAUGUUUUGGAUCCACAUGCUACUAUGGCCUAGAAUUUGACAUUAGGUGAAAAGAAGGUAGUAAUUUCUUUAGAUGUGACAGCUGUUAAACCCGGUCUACUGCUGUGGAAAUCACAAAGGGUAAUAUUGAUUGUAAGCUAUUGAUGGAAGGAAAUCAUGACUAGCAAUUUUAUGUCUUGUCUUAAGACAAUAGCAGAUGCCUUGAUGUUUAACCCAAGAGAGAAGAUUGUCAAAAUUGUACAUUAAUCUCUGGGGAUUUCAUAUAAAUAACACUGAGUGCAUGGAAAGACUUCUUCCAUGUAAAGAAAUGUACUUUGUACUGUAUAGUAGCUUCCUUUAACAACCUUGCCUGUAUAUUAAAUAAAACUUAUUAACGUUUUA
This is a messenger RNA of Sceloporus undulatus (fence lizard), 3018 nucleotides long. RefSeq names its product cell division cycle 37 like 1 (gene CDC37L1). NCBI's taxonomy places the organism in Eukaryota, Metazoa, Chordata, Lepidosauria, Squamata, Phrynosomatidae. Gene Ontology annotation, molecular function: heat shock protein binding; protein-folding chaperone binding. Gene Ontology annotation, cellular component: cytoplasm. Bases 105 to 1061 code for a protein of 318 amino acids. The transcript is spliced from 7 exons. Gene Ontology annotation, biological process: protein folding; protein stabilization. The record is from RefSeq and is a predicted model, not a curated record.